Molecule: messenger RNA, 1752 nt
Organism: Papilio polytes (common Mormon)
Lineage: Eukaryota; Metazoa; Arthropoda; Insecta; Lepidoptera; Papilionidae
Exons: 10
Coding region: 97-1425 (442 amino acids)
Source: RefSeq, a predicted model, not a curated record
UAAAACAAUGUCAUUGGGAUAGAAAUAAAUAAAACACUUAAAUAAAGGGAAUAGUAUUUUUUGAUAUAUUAUCAUAGCAAGUCGUGGUAUACAGUAAUGGAAUCCCAUUCGGCGGGCACCCUACAGUCGCCGUCCACUUUCUCGGAGAGUUCCAAGACCGGGAGCAGCAAGUCAGCCGAGAGCGCAACCAAGGAUAAAGAACAAGACUUCACUAAGGAUAAUGCUGCGUCUCCAAUCGACUUGGAAUGUAAGAUCCAAGCUGAAAGAAUCACUAAGAUUCUAGACGAGACCAUCAAAAAGACUAAGCUAGCUAUCUGCUUACCCGGUUUGGUGAAAGAGUACCGCACCCUAAACUCAAUUCUCUCCAAUCAGCAUAUGGAUGACCUCCUGUUGAUCUUCGAUCAGUACGACAGCCCGUUGUUUUCAACUAGUCUGUUAAAUAUGGGCGCUUUUGAAGAUCUCAAAGCUGGUGAUGUAUCGUUAAAGAAUCGGUUGAACCCGGAGCUCGGACUUUUACUCUACAUUAUGAACAGUUAUCCAGCACUAAAGCCGGUGGUGGAUGAAAUGGUUCAUGAGAUGAAAGCAGAUGCAACAAAAGAAGUAAGGAUAACUAUUGCUAAACCAGAAACACCAGGCUUGAAGUAUCUUUUGGCUCUUGAGAAUUUCCGCGAGCUGAUGGUAAAGCAAAUGGAGACGACCGCGGCCGAGGAGUUGUCAAUGAAGUUAAAGACUAGGAAGUUGGAAGCAUCGAAUGUCAAACUUACUAAGAAAAUUGACGAAUACACAAAGACAUUAAAAGAAGAAUCGGAGAACUUCGAGGAGACGAUGAAGCAUAAGGCCGAGGUGAUCGCCAGCCUUGAGGCCGAGCUUGCUACACAGAACCGAGAGACAGCUGCCAAACUCCAGAAGAAGGUUCUCGAUUCCGAACGACAGAUGGUAUUAGCUACACGGGCACACUUAAUCAAGAAUGAAAUGCUUAAAGAAGAAGAAGCGGAGAGUAAAGAGGUGUACGAAAAUUUGCUGAAAGUGCAUCUUCUAGAAGAAAAGAAUUUAAGGGCGAGAAGACUUAAAGUUGAGACACAAUUGCUAUCAUGGCUUCAAAAGUACGACGUAGAGAUGGCCGACAAGCAGGUGGAGCUCGAUGACUUCACAGAGAAGUAUGACGAAGAAAUGAGGAAGUGUAAGGAACUGGAGGAUAAAAUAGCAGAGCAGGACAAGGAAUACAUACCGCUGAUGGCAGAAAGAGAGGCAGAGUACCACGAGGAGAUGACCCAGAAGAUGCAGAAGUUCCUGGAGGAACAUGCAGCAAGGGUCAUACAGUACGCGUGGAGAGAGGUGCUGGCGAAUCGCGCAGAGAAGAAGAAGCUGAAGAAACUUCUAAAGAAGAUGCAGGCUGCGGAGGAGAAGAAAGGCGGGAAAAAGUAAAUUGUGAAAUUCAAAUAUUCUUGUUUUAUUAUUUAUUGAAUACAAUAUUAAUUUUUCUUUUUAUAAACUUCGUUUAAUUUAUCCUGAAAAUAUAUUAAUAGGUAUAAAGACAAUAGAAAAACAAUUUCGAUAUAAAUAUUAAAGCAUCUAAAACUUUUUAAACUUCUUUAAAAAUAUUUGUUUUAUUGAUAUUUAUAUAAUUACAAGCAGUAUUAUAGUUAAAAAAAUUAACAUGACCUUAAAAUAUUAGAUUCUCGAUUUUUCCCAAUUUCCUACACUCUCUCUCUUGUCCCGUGGUUGUUUGUCUUUGCAGUAUUUAUUUUACUU